Molecule: messenger RNA, 963 nt
Organism: Punica granatum (pomegranate)
Lineage: Eukaryota; Viridiplantae; Streptophyta; Magnoliopsida; Myrtales; Lythraceae
Source: RefSeq, a predicted model, not a curated record
AAGUCAAUUACUAUCAGCAACAUCGGAAGCCGAUGAGCUUGAGAAAGAUCACCCGAAAAGUGUACGUGGAUGAGGGUUAGAUAGAAAGUAAAGAUAAGAUCAAUACGUAUAGUCAUGCUUUUGGUUCAUCUGCUAUUACCGUCCCCUUUCUGCAACAUCAGCAAGACCGCUCGAGUUUAGCACGUUUACUGGUUACCGCAUGGUUUCUCCCAAACCAUGAGGUGGCAGCAGAGCAACGUUUGCAUGUUUGCCGUGUGGCAGCUACAGACGCGACGAUCUGUUUGAUCUUACCCGCUGCAUGUAUGUACUUCCCGCUUCCAUGUUCGGUUGGCCUUUAUAGCUAACUGAAGCACAUGAAAGAGGGAGAGGGAGAGGAGGAGGAGGAGGAGGAAACGAGAGCAGCAGAAAAAGAUGCAGUCUGGAAAACAGAAGAUCAAGGACAUGGCCAGUGCGGCCAAGGAGCAUGUCGACAUCUACGAGGCCAAACUCGAGGAGAAGGCGGAGAAGGCUGCAGCAAGGACGCCGGAGGAGAAAGAGAUGGCCCAUGAGCGGAGGAAGAUGAAGGAGGCCCAGGCCAAGAUGGAUCUCCACCAGGCCAAGGCCAGGCAUGCUGCCGAGAAGUUGGUUGGCAAGCAAGCACACGUUUAUGGUCACGUCCAUGAGCCACCAGCUCCGGGUACAGCUCACUAUGGCACCACCCAGCCAGCAGCCCACCAGCCAGUCGGAUCUGCUGAUCCAGUGACCGGAACUGCGGUCCCGACGUACCCACUCGGAGGCCACCCGACAGGACGUAAAUAUAAGUAGUUGCUUCCUUUAAGGAGGUUCUGGACUAGUAAUGUUCUGUUUGUGGAUUUCUUAGCUUACUGGUGGUCAGAUGGUUCUGUUUGGAGAUAAGACAACAGAAGAUCUAUGAAAUGUGUACGGUUUGCCUUAUUUAUGCAUCGUAUUAGAAAGUUCAAAUCA